Molecule: messenger RNA, 1008 nt
Organism: Gasterosteus aculeatus aculeatus (three-spined stickleback)
Lineage: Eukaryota; Metazoa; Chordata; Actinopteri; Perciformes; Gasterosteidae
Product: olfactory receptor 11A1-like
Biological process (GO): detection of chemical stimulus involved in sensory perception of smell; G protein-coupled receptor signaling pathway
Cellular component (GO): membrane
Molecular function (GO): G protein-coupled receptor activity; olfactory receptor activity; odorant binding
Source: RefSeq, a predicted model, not a curated record
AUGGAUUAUAGAUCAAAUGUGACAUACAUAACUUUUGGUGGGCAUGUGGAAGUGCAAAAAUAUAGAUAUCUUUAUUUUGUGAUCAUGUUUACGAUGUAUAUUUUAAUAAUUAGCUGUAAUGUCAUAAUUGUGUGCAUCAUAAUGAUUCACAAAAACCUGCAUGAGCCAAUGUACAUUUUCAUUGCAGCUUUGUUAAUCAACUCUGUUCUUUUCAGCACUAUUAUCUACCCAAAGCUUUUGAUUGACUUCUUAUCAGAAAAACAGAUCAUAUCUUAUCCAGCAUGUCUCUUCCAGUGGUUUUCAUAUUACUGGUUAGCUGCUUCAGAUAUCUUGCUCUUGUCCAUCAUGGCCUAUGACAGAUAUGUGUCCAUAUGUAACCCUCUGAAAUAUACAACCAUCAUGCAAAAAAAAACUGUUAACAUCUUUCUUAUUUCGGCUUGGGUUCUGCCUGCUUGUUUGUUGUCAGUAGGACUAUUACUAAUUGCUAAAAAAGAAAUCUGUACAUUUAAUUUGAAAGGAAUACUUUGCAACAGCACAGUUCAAACACUUCACUGUGUUAGAUCAAGAACACUGAAUAUAUAUGGCUUGGUUAAUUUGGUUACUGUUUUAAUUCUCCCUGUUCUCUUUAUACUCUUCACAUACAGCAGGAUACUUGUAGUAUUGUAUCGAUGUAGAGGAGUCAGGAGAAGAGCUGCACAGACCUGUUUACCCCAUCUGCUGGUUCUAAUCAACUUUUCCUGUUUAACUGCAUAUGAUGUACUUCUUCUUCGACUGGAACUCAAUUCGCCCAAAAUUGUAGGUUUAAUAAUGACUUUACAAGCUGUAAUAUAUCACCCCCUUUUUAAUCCAAUCAUUUAUGGACUAACAAUUACGAGGAUUUAUGAUCACCUUAAAAGGCUCUUCUGCUGAAUGGUGUAGUGUCUUCACACUGAUGACUGUCAUUGUUUUCUUUUCCUAAUACAGAUACUUUUAAAGACUUUUUUCUAAAACAAUCAUGAACAGAUAAUU